GCAUUUUCGUAAUUUUGUGGGCGUCGAGAGGCCAUUUUCUUUGGAUUUUGAAGGCUACAGAUCACGGAUUCGGCCUGAGACUAUUCUUCAACGAUGACUAAGUCCAUUAAGCACCGAUUUGGGCGGAUUUAUUCCGGGUCAAUUUUUUGCAGAUUGCAAAGGGGUACCAUCACCGAUUUUGGGCGAUUUUUCCGAAAUGCCAUUUUCUUUCGAUUCUGGAGGCUACAGAUCACGAAAUCAGGCCGAGGCUAUUCUCCACCGAUAAUGAAGUCUAUUGAUCCUAUUCUCCACGGAUGAUAAGUCCAUUAAACACCGAUUUGGGCCAAUUUAUUUUCGGAUGGCAUUUUCGUAAUUUUGUGGGCGUCGAGAGGCCAUUUUCUUUGGAUUUUGAAGGCUACAGAUCACGGAUUCGGCCUGAGACUAUUCUUCAACGAUGACUAAGUCCAUUAAGCACCGAUUUGGGCGGAUUUAUUCCGGGUCAAUUUUUUGCAGAUUGCAAAGGGGUACCAUCACCGAUUUUGGGCGAUUUUUCCGAAAUGCCAUUUUCUUUCGAUUCUGGAGGCUACAGAUCACGAAAUCAGGCCGAGGCUAUUCUCCACCGAUAAUGAAGUCUAUUGAUCCUAUUCUCCACGGAUGAUAAGUCCAUUAAACACCGAUUUGGGCCAAUUUAUUUUCGGAUGGCAUUUUCGUAAUUUUGUGGGCGUCGAGAGGCCAUUUUCUUUGGAUUUUGAAAGCUACAGAUCACGGAUUCGGCCUGAGACUAUUCUUCAAUGAUGACUAAGUCCAUUAGGCACCGAUUUGGGCGGAUUUAUUCCGGGUCAAUUUUUGGCAGAUUGCAAAGGGGUACCAUCACCGAUUUUCGGCGAUUUUUCCGAAAUGCCAUUUUCUUUCGAUUCUGGAGGCUACAGAUCACGAAAUCAGGCCGAGGCUAUUCUCCACCGAUAAUGAAGUCUAUUGAUCCUAUUCUCCACGGAUGAUAAGUCCAUUAAACACCGAUUUGGGCCAAUUUAUUUUCGGAUGGCAUUUUCGUAAUUUUGUGGGCGUCGAGAGGCCAUUUUCUUUGGAUUUUGAAGGCUACAGAUCACGGAUUCGGCCUGAGACUAUUCUUCAACGAUGACUAAGUCCAUUAAGCACCGAUUUGGGCGGAUUUAUUCCGGGUCAAUUUUUGGCAGAUUGCAAAGGGGUACCAUCACCGAUUUUGGGCGAUUUUUCCGAAAUGCCAUUUUCUUUCGAAUCUGGAGGCUACAGAUCACGAAAUCAGGCCGAGGCUAUUCUCCACCGAUAAUGAAGUCUAUUGAUCCUAUUCUCCACGGAUGAUAAGUCAAUUAAACACCGAUUUGGGCCAAUUUAUUUUCGGAUGGCAUUUUCGUAAUUUUGUGGGCGUCGAGAGGCCAUUUUCUUUGGAUUUUGAAGGCUACAGAUCACGGAUUCGGCCUGAGACUAUUCUUCAACGAUGAGUAAGUCCAUUAAGCACCGAUUUGGGCGGAUUUAUUCCGGGUCAAUUUUUGGCAGAUUGCAAAGGGGUACCAUCACCGAUUUUGGGCGAUUUUUUCGAAAUGCCAUUUUCUUUCGAUUCUGGAGGCUACAGAUCACGAAAUCAGGCCGAGGCUAUUCUCCACCGAUAAUGAAGUCUAUUGAUCCUAUUCUCCAUGGAUGAUAAGUCCAUUAAACACCGAUUUGGGCCAAUUUAUUUUCGGAUGGCAUUUUCGUAAUUUUGUGGGCGUCGAGAGGCCAUUUUCUUUGGAUUUUGAAGGCUACAGAUCACGGAUUCGGCCUGAGACUAUUCUUCAACGAUGACUAAGUCCAUUAAGCACCGAUUUGGGCGGAUUUAUUCCGGGUCAAUUUUUGGCAGAUUGCAAAGGGGUACCAUCACCGAUUUUGGGCGAUUUUUCCGAAAUGCCAUUUUCUUUCGAUUCUGGAGGCUACAGAUCACGAAAUCAGGCCGAGGCUAUUCUCCACCGAUAAUGAAGUCUAUUGAUCCUAUUCUCCACGGAUGAUAAGUCCAUUAAACACCGAUUUGGGCCAAUUUAUUUUCGGAUUGCAUUUUCGUAAUUUUGUGGGCGUCGAGAGGCCAUUUUCUUUGGAUUUUGAAAGCUACAGAUCACGGAUUCGGCCUGAGACUAUUCUUCAACGAUGACUAAGUCCAUUAAGCACCGAUUUGGGCGGAUUUAUUCCGGGUCAAUUUUUGGCAGAUUGCCAAGGGGUACCAUCACCGAUUUUAGGCGAUUUUUCCGAAAUGCCAUUUUCUUUCGAUUCUGGAGGUUACAGAUCACGAAAUCAGGCCGAGGCUAUUCUCCACCGAUAAUGAAGUCUAUUGAUCCUAUUCUCCACGGAUGAUAAGUCCAUUAAACACCGAUUUGGGCCAAUUUAUUUUCGGAUGGCAUUUUCGUAAUUUUGUGGGCGUCGAGAGGCCAUUUUCUUUGGAUUUUGAAGGCUACAGAUCACGGAUUCGGCCUGAGACUAUUCUUCAACGAUGACUAAGUCCAUUAAGCACCGAUUUGGGAGGAUUUAUUCCGGGUCAAUUUUUGGCAGAGUGCAAAGGGGUACCAUCACCGAUUUUGGGCGAUUUUUCCGAAAUGCCAUUUUCUUUCGAUUCUGGAGGCUACAGAUCACGAAAUCAGGCCGAGGCUAUUCUCCACCGAUAAUGAAGUCUAUUGAUCCUAUUCUCCACGGAUGAUAAGUCCAUUAAACACCGAUUUGGGCCAAUUUAUUUUCGGAUGGCAUUUUCGUAAUUUUGUGGGCGUCGAGAGGCCAUUUUCUUUGGAUUUUGAAGGCUACAGAUCACGGAUUCGGCCUGAGACUAUUCUUCAACGAUGACAAAGUCCAUUAAGCACCGAUUUGGGCGGAUUUAUUCCGCGUCAAUUUUUGGCAGAUUGCAAAGGGGUACCAUCACCGAUUUUGGGCGAUUUUUCCGAAAUGCCAUUUUCUUUCGAUUCUGGAGGCUACAGAUCACGAAAUCAGGCCGAGGCUAUUCUCCACCGAUAAUGAAGUCUAUUGAUCCUAUUCUCCACGGAUGAUAAGUCCAUUAAACACCGAUUUGGGCCAAUUUAUUUUCGGAUGGCAUUUUCGUAAUUUUGUGGGCGUCGAGAGGCCAUUUUCUUUGGAUUUUGAAGGCUACAGAUCACGGAUUCGGCCUGAGACUAUUCUUCAACGAUGACUAAGUCCAUUAAGCACCGAUUUGGGCGGAUUUAUUCCGGGUCAAUUUUUGGCAGAUUGCAAAGGGGUACCAUCACCGAUUUUCGGCGAUUUUUCCGAAAUGCCAUUUUCUUUCGAUUCUGGUGGCUACAGAUCACGAAAUCAGGCCGAGGCUAUUCUCCACCGAUAAUGAAGUCUAUUGAUCCUAUUCUCCAGGGAUGAUAAGUCCAUUAAACACCGAUUUGGGCCAAUUUAUUUUCGGAUGGCAUUUUCGUAAUUUUGUGGGCGUCGAGUGGCCAUUUUCUUUGGAUUUUGAAGGCUACAGAUCACGGAUUCGGCCUGAGACUAUUCUUCAACGAUGACUAAGUCCAUUAAGCACCGAUUUGGGCGGAUUUAUUCCGGGUCAAUUUUUGGCAGAUUGCAACGGGGUACCAUCUCCGAUUUUCGGCGAUUUUUCCGAAAUGCCAUUUUCUUUCGAUUAUGGAGGCUACAGAUCACGAAAUCAGGCCGAGGCUAUUCUCCACCGAUAAUGAAGUCUAUUGAUCCUA
Molecule: messenger RNA, 3683 nt
Organism: Linum trigynum
Lineage: Eukaryota; Viridiplantae; Streptophyta; Magnoliopsida; Malpighiales; Linaceae
Source: the annotation of a GenBank genome assembly